Molecule: messenger RNA, 4413 nt
Organism: Strongylocentrotus purpuratus (purple sea urchin)
Lineage: Eukaryota; Metazoa; Echinodermata; Echinoidea; Camarodonta; Strongylocentrotidae
Product: RNA polymerase II degradation factor 1
Exons: 3
Coding region: 616-4341 (1241 amino acids)
Molecular function (GO): ADP binding
Source: RefSeq, a predicted model, not a curated record
UCGACAACACAACACCACCAACAACUCGCACGAAUGCCACGAGUUCUACGCAUUAAAACUGCUUGUUUUACUCAAUUUAGGACUGAAAUAAAGUGAAAUCUGUGUUAGCAUUUCACAGGGUAUUAAGCAGGACCACGACAUAGCACCAUAUCUUCUCUUCGGUCUAGAAACGAUUCCUUGAACUUUGAAGAAGAGUGUGCAGAGCUCAGCGAAUCAAAACUCGACAUUGAGAUCCAGGCCACUUGCAUAUAAAUAUAUAUUCAUUGCAUCAUCUCCGUCUCAAGUGUGCUGUUUUUGAUUCCUGAAUGGAUGAAACUGAAACUAACUUGUUGAGGGCUAUCUAGACUGCAGUAAAGACCUUCAAGAUUAUGAUAUCAGUGUUGUUAAGAGUAUCCUGCUUCUGGUCUUAAGAUGUCUAGAGCCUGAUCGUAAAAGUUCAACUACUCAAAACAAGAGAAGUCAUAUACUUUGGUUUCUACAGUGUCGUUAGAGAUAUUGGCAAAUGAGACUUGGAGGAAUUACCUGACGAAACAUCAUUCAUCAUCCUCUGGCAGGUUCUAGCAGGAAAAUACUGUCCUUCUGUGGACACCCGGACACCACAACCAUCUAAGGGAAAUGGUGCAGAGAGACGAUCACCGGAUGAUUCAUCCGGAUGAUCACAUCCGCCACAACGAUGAAACCUUCCAAUACCAAGGAACACUGCCUAUGGAACUGGUCACAAAGUUUGUUGAUGAGAACCAACCCCGAAUUGCAUUCUUGAAGGGUUUUAUUGCCGUGGGGAAAACUAGAACAAGCAAGGAGUUUGCACGUCUACUGGCCGAACGAUUUCGAGGACAGAGGAACAGAGCAAAGGUGCACACAUUUCUGUUUGAUUUAAGGCAUAAAUCUGUAGAGACCUUGCUUAGUGAUAUCCUUAGAGUCUUUAAAGACAAAGUACAAGGAUGGAAUUAUGGUAACAUAGAAAAUGUAGAUCAGCUCAGUAGUGCCUUUGAAAAGGAAACGGACCGGGUAUUCAUACUUGUGCUAGACAAUGUUGAUAGAGUACAUGACAAAGAACGGCCUAACAUUCUAGAGUUCGUUCAAGAAUUGGUGUCCGGAACGGGCAAUGUGCACCUGGUCGUAACUGGCAGAACUGAUGUGAGUCUAGUCAGAAAUCCUACCCAGGUCAUGAAGCAUCACAUGAAGCCGUUGGAGCAGAAGUACGCCAAGGAGUUGCUGAAGGAGACAUCGGGUAAUCCAGAGGGCUUUGACAAGUAUGCAGACAACAUUGUCGACCUGGUGGGCGGGUUACCAUUAGCUCUGAUGAUUGCAGGAAAUGAGAUGAAUAAAAAGUCCACCCAACUGCCAUACACACCAGAGGAGUUUGUAGCCCUCAUGACAGACUCUUUAUCUCUAUCCCUUGAUCUUGAGAAUGUCCCUACGGAAGAUAGAAUAAUCAGCAGGGUAACUGACAUUGUCAAGGAAAAUUGGACUGUGUUGAAGAAGUUGGUCAUUGCUUUGGACUACCCACAGAUGUUUGAUACGGAGGACUUAAAAGAAGCUAUGGUUGCUACAAGCGGCUCUUCUGUGUGUGAUUGGCAAAUCAAACGGACCUUGAUACUUGUGCUGAGAAGAUCGGUAUACGGGUUAAACGGAGAGAGCGGCAGUGCGGACAGUCUUGAAUCUGCACCUCUCCUGAUUGAAGUCUUGAAGGAAACGUUCUGCCAGAUGACCUGCAAGGAUGGCUUUCUCAAGGACUUCAACAAGUGUCUUAAGAACAUGCUCGAUGACACAAGCGAUCUGAUGCGGUCGGGAGCAAAAGAGCUUCGUCAAGCUGAACUUCACUUACUGAGGAAUCAGAAAGGUCCUAAGGUCACACCUCAGGAGGUACAAGAGCUGCGGACCAAUGUCAUCACGAAAGCUUAUGAGUUCCUAGGCACAGUGGAAGUCGAUGCUAAGAUGUGUACAAACUUUCAGACUCAAUGUAUUCAAAUUCAAAAUAAAUGGGAAAGGGAAGAAGCACACAAGGUCCCACCACGAGUCGGAAUUCAGGAGACUAGCCCUGAUCAGAAAGAACGGCCUGUAAUAUGUUGCAGAAGCCCUCUAAAAAUACCAUCUGAGGGCUUGAAGAAAGAUUUAGAAGCCUAUGUCUCCCCAACGACUCCACAGAACAUUGUACUACCCAGUAUGAAAGACAUAAACCAGGCAAAUGAUUCUUCAAAGACUACCAUGAUAGAAGCAGAGAAUGACAGUAGUUCAGAGGUUACCAAAACGGCUGAUGUAACAAAUCCACAGAAGGAAGAAAAUGGAGACAUAGAACAUGGAGACAUAGAACAUAGUGCGAGAGAAUCAAAAGGGUUAGAUGAAAUUACAUCAAACAGUACUGGUAACAAAACCCUCUACGGACAAGCUGUCAGUCAAGAUUCAUCAUGCGAUUGCAAAACGGUAGUCAAAGAAGAAAGCUCUACGUCAGAUGUCAAGGUGACUCAAGACAACAACAUGUCUACAGCCUUCAAGUCUCAACGUAAUGAUCACACAAAGAGCAUCCCUUCCAAUGUGUCUACAGAUGAUAGUAGCCUUUCAAUUGAUCUUUGCAAAACCUGUGACAAGUCCAUGUCUCUUGAUGCGCUAAGUCUACCUGGUUCCCUUCAUUCUCCUGACUGCCGGGAACCAACCCAGGAGAGUGUUUCUUCGCAGGUUACCUACUCUGCCUUGCCGACACUUCCUGACCACCAUGUCCUUACCAGUUCUCCAAAUCUAGAAAGGAAAGAAGGGGAUGAUCGACAACAUAUCGACAACAGCAUUUCUCCAACUGGGAUGUCAACAAAAGAAGCUGUGGAAUCAGAAUUUGAUUGGGAGCAUGGAGACAAUGAAGAAGUAGGAGAGUCAACAGAAGAAGCGAUUGCGGACAAGAAACCUUGCAAUGCAGUGACUCAGGCUGACAGAAAGAAAGAUCAUCCUAGAGGUGAGACAAAGCGUGAAGUUAGGAAGCCUCCGCAGCUGCCUGGAGUUCAGACAACCAUCGUGACCACCAGUACCACAGCCACAGAGACGACUACCACCAAAGGAACACCAGCUGAUGGUCCUCGGCAGUCUCAUCCCAAGAUUAGGAGAAACGAGACCAGGGGUCAAGGUAUCCUUGGGUCUACUCCAUCAUCAUCAUCAUCAUCAUCCUCAUCGUCGUCAUUGCAUUCUCCUGCUUACCCCCAAGAUCCCAGGUUCCCAGCUCAUUACAAUCCAGUACUAGACCAGAACACCUCCUUUCCACCACCGAUGGACAGAAGAUGUGUUUAUGGCAACCAAGGAGUACGAGAACAAUGCCAGAUGCUACCAGGUCCUAUUCUGCCACCAAAUGUCCAAGGGGGAAGCUACCAUGGUCCACCUUACAAGGGAGGUUCAGUCCCCUACAAUCAGUUUGGAAGAGAGUACAAUGAUCUCCAUUAUCAAGAAUCAUACUACAAUGGCUCGGACAAUACCCCUACAUCCCAAUUCACAAAGAACUCUGGAAAGUUCUCUCAGGCUCAUGAUCAUGAGCCAGCUUUCUUGAGUGAUGGAUCAUAUCCAUCUUCAGACUUUCAGCCACAAGGACCCAUGUACGGAUACCCUCAGACCAAUGGACCUCCUUUCCAAAGCCAUGUCUCUACUCCACCUCCGAGACUUCAGACACAGUCAUCUUCCAACAGUUUUUCUCAAGCAUGUGGGCCACCUCAUCAUAGCAAUGUUUCAUCUCCAACUUCAAGCUUUCUGCCCCAAGGACCCUCAUGCAAGUUCCCACAGGCUUAUGUGCCCCCUUUCCCCGACCAUGGCUCUACUAUACCUCCAAGCUUCCAGACACAGUCAUUCUCUGACGGAUUUUCUCAAGCUCGAGGACCACCCCUCAUGAGCAAUGUAUCGUCUCCUUCAUCAAGCUUUCGACCUCGGGGACCACCGUCAUUGAAUGCCCCAAGUCUCCCAGGCUCCUUGAGAACUAAUGGGUUUUAUACACCUCCAAGGCACAUGAAUGGCCCACCAAAUCGACCUUACCAAAGAGACUAUGGUCAUGAUCAACAUGGACAACAUCAACAGGGACAACAUCAACAGGGACAACAUCAACAGGGACAACAUCAACAGGGACAACAUCAACAGGGACAACAUCAACAGAGACAACAUCAACAGGGACAACAUCAACAGGGACAGUAUCAACAGGGACAACACCAACAGAGACAACAUCAGCAGGGACAACAUCAACAGAGACAACAUCAACAGGGACAACAUCAACAGGGACACCAUCAACAGGGACACCAUCAACAGGGACAACAUCAACAGGGACAGUAUCAACAACAACCUAGAUAUGGCUAUCAAAGAAAUUGUCAUUACUAUUAAAACAAAGACACAUUCAGAGCUGCCAACCAUUCCGUUUUUGCCGGAAUUCAUGUACUCCGUUUUUUCCUCCGA